AUGGCUUCCACUGUAUCCGUCGCUGCUUCUCAGCAUACAGCUCUAAUCAACCGUCGCCUCUCGUCCUUAUCACACAGCCGGCGCCUCCUGCAAUCGCAGCCGUCCGUCCCGUUCCUACCUUCGCGAUCACGAGCCUCUGUCAUCGCUCCACCUUCCGCCAUCGCCGCUCCUCGCGCGUCGCUCGCCGCAGUCCCACCACCCCAUCCUCGCGUCAGCCUUUUCAGCAAGACCUCCGCGUCCCCGUUACUGCCGUCUCGUGAACCUCUCCCCUCGCGCCGGCCCGCAGAUUCCGUUAGAGCCUCGGCGGCAGCAGGCGCGGCGGCGUUCGGCGAUGGCGCGAGGGCCUUCGACGACACACUGCCGUUUCCUCCUCCCACACGUCAGUAUCCCGCCUUUGCCAAUGCCAAUGCCAGUGCCAGUGCCGUCCCCGGGUUCCGCGCCAUAUUGUUCUACCUGGUGACGCUGAUCAUCGCGACGCCGCUGUUCGUGAUCAUGCUGGUGCUGCAGCCGUUCGUGCUGCUGCUCGACCGCACGAAGCGCCGCGCGCAGCACCUCAUCAACAACGUCUGGGCCAACACCACCACUGCCGUCUUCUACCCCACGGAGGUGGUGGGCGUGGAGAACCUGCCCCCCCCGGACGCGCCGGCAGUGUACGUGGCGAACCACCAGAGCUUCCUGGACAUCUACACGCUCUUCCAGCUGCGCCGGCCGUUCAAGUUCAUCAGCAAGACCAGCAACUUCCUCAUCCCCAUCGUCGGCUGGAGCAUGUUCCUCACCGGUCAUGUGCCCCUCAAACGCAUGGACAAACGCAGCCAGAUGGAGUGUCUGAAGAAGUGUCUGGAGCUGCUGCAGCAGGGCACACCCGUGCUCUUCUUCCCAGAGGGCACCAGAACCAAGGAUGGCAAGCUUUCUGAUUUCAAGAAGGGUGCUUUUUCCAUAGCAGCCAAGGCAGGGGUUCCCGUGGGAGGGGUGGUGCGGGUGGUGGUGCACCCGCCUAUCACAGGCACUGAUGCGGAUAAGCUGUGUGAGCAGUCACGGGCAGUCAUUGCCUCUACUCUGCGCCAGCAUGGGCUGGGCGUGCACUGA
Closterium sp. Yama58-4 is the source of this 1086-nucleotide messenger RNA. Lineage: Eukaryota; Viridiplantae; Streptophyta; Zygnematophyceae; Desmidiales; Closteriaceae. The record is from the annotation of a GenBank genome assembly.